AUGAAGCAAGCCUGGGGCCGCCGUAAGUGCUCGUUCGUGGUGCCCCCUGUACUCGCUCUCCGCCCUUGCCCCGCGCUCGUUUUGUCCUUUAGCUGCUUGUUUGGGCCCGCCCUCCUCCCCCUCGACCUGCAGUUCGAGUCAUCAUCCCCCCACUCACCCGCGCGCCUUGCCGUUUCCGGAUGCUGACCCACGCUUGUUCCCGCGGUGACCCUUGACGUGGCCAUACCCCGGACGAACAGUCUUGAUCGCUGGCGGGUAAGUCGGAUCUGUCCCCUCACUACCCCCCUCUCUGCCGCGCUAGGGCCGAACACGCGCUUGUCGGCGACUGUGCCUCAACAGUCCCCAUUCAUCAUUCGAGCCUCUUGUGUGGCCUUGCAUUCCGAGCGCGCCGACGCUGACUUUGCGUCGGAUCCGUCAACGUUGUUUCACACAACUCCUGCACUCUGUCGCUCCAAUGCCACCCCUAACAUUCUCUCCCCAUUCGCCCUUUUCCCCCGUUUCUUCCCUCUAUCUUCGCCGCACAUCGUCAUGUUGUUUCGUACCAUGCCAUUUUUCUGCUACUUUCUUUGUCACAGGACGGAUUUCGCCAUCUUGGGUCGUAAAGACAGGACCGGCAACAAGCCAAGCAGCGCGCAUCCCGAAAGGUAGGGACCCCCUUUCCGGAAAAAGCCUGCUCGGCACCGCGAGUUUCUUCCGCGUUGGCUCAUUUCCGACUCGUAUACCCCUAUAGACCGGAUCUCCCCGCAGCCCAGAUUAUGCGAUGGGUCGCCAAUGGUAAGGCAACACAAGCAUCCUUGCCACAUCCACUCAGCGAUGAGGGUGUCCACCUGCAACCGGUGCUUGGCUCGAUUCAGCCCCUCGGUGCCUCCUUUCGGCAACUUCUGGCUGACCGAACGUACGGGGUUUCUCGUUUCGAAAACAGUCAAAUUCAAGAGUGUCCACAUGUCCCAUUCGAGCUGCCAUGCUGUCGCUAUUUCGAGUGAGUCAUGCUGUGUGAGUGCCUGCGUUCCCGUGCAAGCAGAGGCUGAUUUUCAUCAUUCUCGCUCGAACGCAGGCUCAAACGAGGUACGACCUCUCUAUGCGCCGCCAACGAAUAGAUGCACAAUACUCACCCGAUUUUUUGGGGAUCUAGGCCUACCUCUUUGGACGCAACGAACACUACCAGCUCUCGUACCCUCUGCCUGCAGAGUUGACGACUCCGUUCCUCUCAACCGACGGCACCCCGUCGCCGACCCCUCCCGCCUCGUUCCCAUUCCCCCUCAAGUCCCUGCCAGAGCAGAACGUACCGGUGAAUUUGAGAUCACAGGGCAUUGUCUCGGCAGCGACGGGUCGUGGGCACACCAUCCUGAUCACUGAGCAUGGUGAAGCAUGGUCGGCUGGAUGGAACCACUUUGGUCAAGUCCGUCAAUUCUGAUGCGUUUCAUUCAACUAGGGCGUCGCUGACUCUAUCCUCUCACAUGAUCUUUCUAUCACCUUCCCAGUGCGGACACGAUAACGAGGCACACGAGCAUGUCACCGGGUUCACACGCGUUCUCGGCGAUCUACGAAGGGAGAAAGUUGUGGCCGCCAGUUGCGGAACGACCUUCUCCCUCUUCCUGUGCAAGUCGGGACGCGUCUACGCCGUAGGCACGGGCGAGAAAGGUGUUUUGGGCAACGGGAGAACGGGAGAACACAUUGCCGCAUCAAAGGUGCUCUUCACCGAACAGUCCGAGCCGCUGCUCGUGCAGGGCGUAUUGCGAGGGAAGCAGAUUGUGCAGAUUGCGUGCGGGCAACAGCAUGCGAUCGCGCUCGAUGAGGAGGGUGUUGCCUACGCCUGGGGUUUCGGAGGUGGGUCAGGUUUCAGCGGUAUACGUUAUGAUGCGCGGUAUCGAUGCUGACCACAAGCUGUGGUUCACCAGGUCUCGGUCGACUUGGAACCGGGAAGCAAGAGGAUGCUCUUUCACCGGUCGCCAUCCCAGCCUUUCAAUAUCCGACCGAGACAAGUCGAAUCGUCAAGAUCGCGUGUGGUGCGACCAACUCGAUGUUCAUUGAUGGUCAAGGGAUGGUACUGCUGUGUGGUAAGUUGCGAUCAUGGGCGGUGUGGAUUGUGACCAGUGCCUGAUCGUCACCUUUUCUUCGUUCAGGUCGAUGGAAAACGUCAGGGGAUGGAAGUGCGGGUCAGGUGAGUGAAGCUGACUUGAAUCGUAGAUGCAACAUCCUUUCUAAGCUUUGUUGGGUCGGGUCGGGUUCGUUAGCCCUGGAUGACGCCCAAGUCCGUGUUGGACCUCCAAGGCAUAAAGUGGGAUCAGAUCGCCGCGGGCGGCGUCACCUUGUUCGCCAAUGCCAGCAACGACCAGGAUGGCGAAGUGACGGUCAGUUGGGGGCAGAACGCACAAAACGGUGAAUUGGCUCUAGGUGUCGACGCUCCUCGAUCGGCAACGAAACCUUCUCGAAUUGAACCGCUUGAUGGAGUCGAGAUCCUCGAUAUUGCCGCGGGUCAAGCCACAACCCUGUUCAUCGCUCGUCCACCCGCCAUCAAGGGUGCAGAGGUGGACCAGAAAGCGGAUGAGGUCGACACGCCGGAUGCGACCGAAAAAGCGGAUGAGGUCGAGAAUGGUUCAACGUCACAGGCGUCGAAAGCGCUCCGCCCCGUCGUGGACCUGUCCGGCUUUGGGUUCUCAUUCGGUCCUCCCGUUCCCGUCGCGGUGGUGACGCCUGUCGCUUCGGCUCGAGCGACCAAGGAUACGGGGGCAAGUCGAACAGCGCAGGAGAAGUGGGAUCAGAUUGGCCGGUUCCCUGUCGUGUACGAUGCGACGGACAGUUGUCUGGUCUGUGGAAAGUUCGAGGGGCCGGAGGAAAGCUUGGAGUGCGAGAUGGUACGUCUCGUUGUCGAUGGGGCGAGACAAGAUCAAGCGCUGAGUUCGACAUUGAUCUCCUCGCAGUGCGAGAAUGCCUUCCAUGGCGCGUGUUUGAGCCCACCGAUCAAGGGUAUUCCCGAGGGCGAGUGGUUCUGCCCCAAGUGUGCGCCGCCAGGUGAAAGAGGAGCCGGUGGGGGUGGUAAGAAGCGAAAGGCCGAGGACGACGAUGGUGAGUGUUCGCCACCUUGA
Messenger RNA from Microbotryum saponariae, 3086 nucleotides. NCBI's taxonomy places the organism in Eukaryota, Fungi, Basidiomycota, Microbotryomycetes, Microbotryales, Microbotryaceae. The record is from the annotation of a GenBank genome assembly.